This is a messenger RNA of Cuscuta campestris, 2579 nucleotides long. The record is from the annotation of a GenBank genome assembly. NCBI's taxonomy places the organism in Eukaryota, Viridiplantae, Streptophyta, Magnoliopsida, Solanales, Convolvulaceae.
AUUAAAACGCCGUAUACUGCGCUGCGUCUAAACUUUUACAUUAAGACUAUCCUCAGCUCCUCCGCCUUCCUUCCCACUACUGCAUCUGCACACCGACGCUUUUUGCUGUUAGGAUUUGCCGGAAAAUAUGGCGGAGGAUUUCGUCAGGUCGGUUGACCUGGGCCUCCAACUCACGAAGCGAAUUUACUACGGGAAGGAACCGCCGGAGCUACAGGAGAUGGACAGGAUGGUGCGGGCGGCGGAGGUUAAAUUGCCGACGGCGCCUAUGAUGUACGCCGUGAUCAGUGACCCGGCGAUUGUGGAGAAUCCGGACAUUCCGAGCUACCAGCCGUACGUGUACGGCCGGUGCGCGCCGCCGGCGUUGAUUCCGCUUGAAAUGCACGCGAUGGCGAUGGAGGUAGACGUCUGUUUGGACACUGCGUUUGUUUCUGUUAGCGGCGCGUGGCGCGUGCACUGUGUCUCCGCCAGCAAAAGCUGCGACUGCAGGAUUGCUAUACCAAUGGGAGAGCAGGGUUCAGUUCUAGGUGUAGCAAUUGAAGCCCCAUCAAGAUCAUAUUUCACUGAUCUGAUUGCUCCUGAUGAAUCUGAUGAUCCAUUGAAGCUAGCCAAUGCGAAAGACGGUUUCUUGCUUGAAUUCCAGAUAUACACAUUACAGGUUCCCCAGGUUGUUGGAGGGACUGUUUUAUCCGUUAAAGCUCGUUGGUCCCAGAAAGUUUUAUAUCAAGACGGUCAAGCUUGCUUGACUAUACCUUUCAGGUUUCCAGCAACUGUCAACCCUAUUGAGAAAAAGAAGAGGAAGAAAGAAAAGAUCAUUUUGAAUGUAAACUCUAGUGUUGGAACCGUUGUUUGCUGCCAAAGUACUAGCCACCCCUUACUGGAACCAAACAGCUUUGCUGGGAAUGUAGGUUUCUUAUACGAGAGAGAAGUGCUUAUGUGGUCCACGAAUGACUUUAUUUUUUCAUAUAAGGUUUCUUCAGUGGAAAGUUUUGGUAAUGUGCUCGUGAAGUCUCCAUCUCGGCAUGAUUUUGACCAGAGGAAUAUGUUUUGUUUGUAUCUUUACCCUCCACACGAUAUCCCUAAGAAGCUAUUCAGAAGGGAUUUUGUCUUUGUUGUUGACACAAGUGGAAGCAUGGAAGGAAGGCCAAUGGAGCAUGUGAAAACUUCAUUGCGCUCAGCUCUCUCUAAACUUGGUCCAGAAGACACCUUCAACAUUAUUGCUUUCAACAACACGACCUUACCAUUCUCAUCAAAGAUGGAGCCAUCUACUGAGGAAAAUAUUGGAAAUGCAAUCCAAUGGAUAAGCCUAAAUUUUGUACCCAACGGAAGCACUAAUCUUUCACGGGCUCUAGAUCAGGCAAUGAAGAUGGUUUCUAAUCCCAGGCAUUCAAAUACUGUUCUUUUUGUUAUUACUGAUGGGGCCGUUGAAGAUGAAAGACAAAUAUGUGAAGUCAUAAGAGGCCAGCUGUUAAAAGGAGGCGCAAAUAGUCCUCGGAUAUGCACAUUUGGCAUUGGUUAUUACUGUAACCACUACUUCUUACAAAUGCUUGCAAGUAUUGGAAGAGGUUAUUAUGAUGCUGCAUAUGAUACAGAAUCAAUCAGUUCUAGGCUGGAAAGACUCUUUGACAGUUCAUCGUCAGCCAUCCUCGCUGAUAUAAAAAUCGAUGCUCUGCAACAUCUAACUUCACUUGAGCUGUACCCAAACUCUAUUCCAGACCUGUUGUGUGGGAUUCCAUUCAUUGUAUAUGGCAGAUACUAUGGGGACUUCCCUGACAAGGUUAAAGUUAAGGGAACAUUACCCAAUUCAACCAACUUUGAGAUAGGAGUGGAAGUGCACAAAGUGAAUGAUUUUCCUCUUGAGAGAGUAUUUGCGGGGAGAGAAAUAGGAAUGCUGACAGCUCAGGCGUGGUUGACGCGAAGGAAAGAACUUGAGAAGAAGGUGGUGAAGCUAAGCUUGCAAACAGGGGUGGCUUCUGAAUACACAAGAAUGGUUCUAGUGGAGAGUGACAGGGGAAAUCACAACGCCAAACCAGAGACACUUAAAGAGAAGACAACAUACCUACGAGAAACAGGGAUCGGGUUCGGUAACUUGAAGGCGACGGCCGGAAACCUCCCGCCGGGAGCGGCGGCGGCGAAGCGGCGGCACCAGUCGGAAGCCGCCGCAUUUGCCGCCAAGUGUUGCAGCAAGGCGGUGGACCGCUGCUGCUGCGGCAUGUGCCUGCUUCAAAUCUGCUCGAAGCUGAGCGACCGGUGUGCGGUCGCCUUCACGCAGCUCUGCGCCGGGCUGGCUUGCUUCGAGUGCCUCAGUGUUUGCUGCGAUCUCUGCGACUUGUAAAUUCAUUGUGCGUACAUUUUGUGAUCACGCUUCACGCCACUACUUGUAUAUUAAUUGUUGCUCUCCUUCAUGGCUUCAAUAAGUUUCGAAAUAAUUCUCAGUUGUGCAUGGAAGCGUUUUUAGUGACUUUGCUGUAAUAAACUAGUAUCACACCCGUGCGUUGCACAAGUCAUAGUUACGGUACUAACUUAAAAUCAUUUUUAGGAAUAUAAAUUGUUAUAUAAUGGAAUAUAGAUAUUUCAUUAUU